AUGGCCUGUGCGGGAGAACAUGCUUCAGCUAGUCUCUCAAAGUCUCACAAAAUUGUUGCUUUCAAAGAUAAAAAUUCAACUCCAGUCUACCCUGAGUCUAUAUCUAAUGCUAAAAGCCGAUGUAAAAUGUACUGCAAGCACCGUAACUUUCCUGUUUGCAAAAAGCGUAUUGCCUCUGACCAACAUUUAGGUCAUAGGUUAUCAGAAAUCUUGGACGUUCUGGAAAAAAUAAAAGACAAGGUGACCAAAGAUCAAACUGAAUUGAAUGAGGUCAUUUAUCCAACCUACCAGGACAUUGCCUCUGAUGUACAAAACAGAAUGAGUUACUUAGAAAGGGAAUAUGGAGAUUCUCUCAACAGCCUGAUAAAAAACAUGGAGAGGACUGGUCAUAAAAUAUCAGAAAUAUUGGAAGUUUUGGAGGAAAGAAAAGACAAACUAAGAAAAAAUCAUAUUGAAUUAAAUGAGGUUAUUUUUCCAACCUACCAAGACAUUGUAUCUGAUGUAAAAAACAGAAUAAGUCAGGUAGAAAAGAAAUAUGGAGAUCUCUUCACAGCCAUAACAAAACAUGGAGAGGACUGGCAUAGAGAAAUUGAUAAACUUGUCAAGAAACUAAAAGCUGAAUAUGAUGAGAUUAAACACAUGCAGAUUCAAGCUCUAUAA
Molecule: messenger RNA, 660 nt
Organism: Saccostrea cuccullata (small rock oyster)
Lineage: Eukaryota; Metazoa; Mollusca; Bivalvia; Ostreida; Ostreidae
Exons: 2
Coding region: 1-660 (219 amino acids)
Source: RefSeq, a predicted model, not a curated record